CCAUCUGCUCGAAGUAAUAAUUAUCCGCUCUACUCGAGGUACCUGUAUUUUUUAUUUCCAAACAUUACACGAGAGAUUAUACGGUACACAAGGGAAAAAUUGAAGACGUAGAACACAAUGGCUGCUCAGCAUGCUGCAAGGGAUAUCUUAAUCAAACAUUUAAAAGAUCUGACAAGGCACAGGAUAUCUGCCAGAUGUUGCCAUACAGGCAAGGUGAAUGUUAUCAAUAAAUUACUAAUUGCAAAUCGUGGAGAAAUUGCUUGCCGUGUGAUCCGUACGGCACGCAAACUGGGAAUAAAAACUGUCGCUGUGUAUAGUGAUGCUGAUAAAAACUCAUUGCAUACUACCAUGGCUGAUGAAUCAUAUAACAUUGGGCCAGCAGCAUCACAGUUAAGCUACCUCAAUAAGCAAAAGAUUAUAGAUGUUGCAAAAAUGUUUAAAGCACAGGCUAUUCAUCCAGGAUAUGGAUUUUUGUCUGAGAAUGCAGAGUUUGCUGAUCUUUGUGAAAAGGAGAACAUCAUUUUUGUUGGCCCUCCAUCAUCUGCUAUCACAGACAUGGGAAUCAAAAGUACCUCAAAGGCAAUUAUGUCAGCAGCUGGGGUGCCAAUCAUAAUGGGCUACCAUGGCGAUGAUCAAUCUGAUGAAAGAUUAAAGCAAGAAGCCAGUAGUAUUGGUUACCCAGUGAUGUUAAAAGCAGUCCGGGGUGGUGGUGGUAAGGGUAUGCGUGUUGUACAAAGUGCUGGUGACUUUGAAGAAGCCUUGGCGUCUGCCCGUAGAGAGGCACUCAAGUCAUUUGAUGAUGAUAUUAUGCUGGUGGAGAAGUUUGUUGACAACCCAAGGCAUGUUGAAGUCCAAGUAUUUGGUGACCAUCAUGGAAAUUAUGUUUAUCUGUUUGAGAGAGAUUGCAGUGUUCAAAGAAGACAUCAAAAGAUAAUAGAAGAGGCACCAGCACCUGAUCUACCAGAGGAAGUUCGCCGUGAGAUCGGAGAGGCUGCAGUCCGAGCAGCUAAGGCCGUGAACUAUGUUGGAGCUGGAACUGUUGAAUUUAUUAUGGAUGCAAAACACAAGUUCUAUUUUAUGGAAAUGAAUACGAGACUACAAGUAGAACACCCAGUUACAGAGAUGGUGACAUCUACUGACCUAGUGGAGUGGCAGCUUCAGGUUGCUGCUGGAGCCAAACUUCCUUUGAGCCAACAAGAUAUCAAGUUGAAAGGUCAUGCGUUUGAAGCCAGAAUCUAUGCUGAGGACCCAACAAACAAUUUCUUGCCAGGCGCUGGUCCAUUGUGGCAUCUUGCAACGCCAGUGGCUGAUGAAGAGACUAGGAUUGAGACAGGUGUUAGAGAAGGGGAUGAGGUCAGCACAUUUUAUGAUCCUAUGAUUGCGAAAUUAGUUGUUUGGUCCCAAGACCGGCAGAGUGCACUGGAUAAAUUACAAAGACAUUUAGAAGAGUAUCAUGUUAUAGGUGUGAAAACAAAUAUAAAUUUUUUAUCAACACUUGCAAAUCAUGAAGGAUUUCGGGCAGGUGAUGUCCAUACUGAAUUCAUUAACCAGCAUAAAGAAUCACUGUUUCCAUCUUUGAAGAAAGCAUCAAAUGAAGUAUUAUGCCAGGCUGCAUUAGCCUUAUUACUCAAUGAACAACAGGAGGCUAUUAAACUCUCAACGAUACAAGCAGACCCAUUUUCUCCAUUUGGAUUGGGUAAUGGUGUGCGUAUUAAUGAGCAUCUACAUCGUCAAAUUUAUUUGAAUGACGGGGAAGACCAAGUAAUAAUUCAUGUAACAUACAAACAAAAUGGACACUAUCAAAUAAAGAUUGAUGACCAAUCAUUUGAAGUGUUUGGCAGACUGGAGAAAAAGGGGCGUGUCAGCAUUAUGGAACACAGUAUCAAUAGUCAGAAAAAGGCUGUAAAGGUCGCCCUCUAUAAUAAUGCAAUUCACGUCUUCGCACAGGCUGGAGGAAUUGAAGUUGGUUUACCGAUUCCAGAGUAUCUUGACGAUGCAUCUUCAGGGUCAAUGGGUGACCGUGCACCCAUGCAAGGUGACAUCACUCAUGUGUAUAUACAACCAGGUGCCGUUGUCGAGAAAGGUGACCCUCUACUAGCUUUGGAAUCUAUGAAAAUGGAGUAUAUCAUCAAAGCACCAAGGAAAGGAAUAAUCAAGAAUGUGUUGGUUGCUAAAGGUGACAAUAUUCAGAAAAAUGCAGCUCUUAUUGUCUACGAAGAAGAACAGACCUAAUAUUCUUUUGCAGACAAAGAAAGUUGAUCAGUGGCUAUUCUUAUUGUCUCUAGGUGUACUGAAUGAUGUAAUACUGAAAUGCAGAAUUAGCAAUUCUCGAAUCCAGAGCUACAUUUGAAAUUAGCAUAUUAACAUAUUAAGAUCCUUCUGCAAAGAAAAUGCAUUUUAUUGAAAACAGUCAUCUUUAUUUUUAGCACUUUAUUUACUAUAUAAAUAAAGUAGAAUCCCUCAUUGGGACAACACUAAGGCUCUUCAAGGUGUUAGGCUAAUUCAAUGAAUCAAGUCUCCUCCUAUUGCCUAUUGCCUAUGCUUAUAAAUAUAAUAAUGUGCAUAAUUUAUUUCAUAAUUUAUUUUUUUUAAAUAUAUAUACAGUAUAUUCAUCGAAAUGUUUCUUUCACUUUUACUCUUAUAAUUAUAAGAAGAUAAUAAAGAUUCUUUCUCUUAAUUAUUAGUAUAACUUAUUUGCUGUUCGGCAUUACUUUAGCAAAACAAUAUGUUUAGUCUCAAAGGCAUGUUUUAUAAUCACUAAUGAAGUAUUGGAUUACAAUGUUUUAAAAAGAAGUGUGAUGUAGUACAUUAUAUUUACUCAUUAAACACCAUUCUAUAAAAUAA
Molecule: messenger RNA, 2844 nt
Organism: Anneissia japonica
Lineage: Eukaryota; Metazoa; Echinodermata; Crinoidea; Comatulida; Comatulidae
Product: methylcrotonoyl-CoA carboxylase subunit alpha, mitochondrial-like
Exons: 19
Coding region: 118-2232 (704 amino acids)
Cellular component (GO): mitochondrion
Molecular function (GO): ATP binding; methylcrotonoyl-CoA carboxylase activity; metal ion binding
Source: RefSeq, a predicted model, not a curated record